ACUGCUUAAUUACAUAUCAGCGGGCCUGUGCACGAUAUUUAGCGGCCAACCACAAUUAUGGGGGUACCGAGUGCAGUUAGAAGUGUUCCCUACAGGAAAAAGCUCUCCAGGCAAUUAAUGGCAACGUCCGGGGCGGGAAAAACUAGAACCCCCGCCAACUUUUUUGUGAGGGCCCGACUGAAUGGGUAGGUGAAGAGCUCAAAGUCAACACAGGGUCCGAAGAGCUAAGCAGGCAGCCGGACGACAACACCUCCACGAUUCCAUCCCUCACCUUGAACAUAGGACCUUUCCCUGCUGCUGCCACUUUCUGUCCUGCAAGACAACAUGGCUUCCAUGUUCGAACAACCCAGAAAUGGAACUUUGUUCCUGGGCGGCCAGAAGAUCUCUGGCGCCGACAUCAGAGAUCAGAAUGUCUCGGCUACACAGGCUAUUGCGAACGUCGUCAAGAGCUCCUUCGGUCCAAGCGGUCUCGACAAGAUGAUGGUGGACGACAUUGGUGAUGUUACUGUUACCAACGACGGUGCUACCAUUCUCAGCCUACUCGAUGUCGAGCACCCGGCCGGCAAGAUCCUGGUCGACCUGGCUCACCAGCAAGAUAGGGAAGUCGGAGAUGGCACAACCUCCGUCGUUCUUAUCGCUGCCGAGCUUCUGCGACGUGGAAACGAGUUGAUGAAGAACAAGAUUCACCCUACUACCAUUAUCACAGGCUACCGUCUCGCCCAAAGAGAAGCCAUCAAAUACAUGAACGAGAACAUCAGCAUACCCGUCUCCAAGCUUGGUCGAGACUCGCUCCUCAACAUUGCAAAGACCUCCAUGUCCAGCAAAAUCAUUGGCUCAGACUCCGAGUUCUUUGCCAGCCUGGUCGUGGAUGCCAUUCAGUCCGUCAAGACAACCACAAACAGGGGCGAAGUCAAGUACCCUGUCAAGGCUGUAAAUAUCCUCAAGGCCCACGGCAAGUCUUCGCUCGAGUCCGUCUUGGUCAAGGGCUACGCUUUGAACUGCACAGUCGCCUCCCAAGCCAUGCCUACACGGAUACAAGACGCCAAAAUUGCCAUCCUCGACAUGAAUCUUCAAAAGGAGCGCAUGAAGCUUGGUGUGCAAAUCACCGUCGAUGAUCCUCAACAGUUGGAGCAGAUUCGUCAACGCGAGUCCGGCAUGGUUAUGGAAAGAGUUGAGAUGAUCCUGAAGGCUGGCGCAAAUGUCGUUCUUACCACCAAGGGUAUUGAUGACAUGUGCUUGAAGAUGUUCAUAGAACGUGGCGCUAUGGCCGUGAGGCGGUGUAAGAAGGAGGAUUUGAGACGUAUUGCUCGGGCGACUGGUGGAACCCUUCUCAGCACUCUUUCUGACCUGAACGGCGACGAAAAGUUUGAGUCCUCGUAUCUGGGUCACGCAGAGGAGGUCGUACAGGAGCGCAUCUCGGACGAUGAGUGCAUUUUGGUCAAGGGUACCAAGCAACAUUCUUCCGCAUCUGUCCUGCUUAGAGGACCCAACGAGUUCACCUUGGACGAGAUGGAGCGGUCAGUACAUGAUUCUUUAUGCGCUGUGAAGCGCACACUUGAGAGCGGAAAGGUUGUUCCUGGUGGUGGUGCAGUUGAGACUGCGCUACACAUUUACCUUGAGGAGUACGCCGGUACCGUCGGAUCGAGAGAGCAGUUGGCCAUUGGCGAGUUUGCACAAGCGCUCCUCGUCAUUCCCAAGACCCUCGCAGUCAAUGCGGCCAAGGACGCCAGCGAGCUUGUAGCACAACUACGAUCACGGCACGCAGUAUCACAAAGAACCCAAGACGGCGAUGCUUCGCAAGAUGAGAAGACCAUUGCACGUAUCAAGGGCUACAAGAACUAUGGUCUCGAUCUCGCCAGGGGCAAGGUCCAGGACGAGGUCAAGGCUGGUGUUCUUGAGCCCUCGAUCAGCAAGGUCAGACAGCUGAAGAGUGCGGUGGAGGCAACUAUCGCCAUCAUGAGAAUUGAUACCCUGAUUAAGCUGGACCCGGAGCAACCGGCGGAAGAUGACGGUCAUGGCCAUUAAACCACAUAACGAAGGGGGAAUAUGCUGUUUGCAGGGCGUUCAAUGGAAAAGACCUAGACGGAUGAACCCAUAGAUGCAUGCAACGCUAAUUAAAAGAUGGAUGAGACAUGAGAAACGAAUAUCCUCGUCACCGACUUGUCCCU
This is a messenger RNA of Truncatella angustata, 2168 nucleotides long. RefSeq names its product chaperonin Cpn60/TCP-1 family. NCBI's taxonomy places the organism in Eukaryota, Fungi, Ascomycota, Sordariomycetes, Amphisphaeriales, Sporocadaceae. Bases 325 to 2025 code for a protein of 566 amino acids. The transcript is spliced from 3 exons. Gene Ontology annotation, cellular component: chaperonin-containing T-complex. Gene Ontology annotation, biological process: protein folding. The record is from RefSeq and is a predicted model, not a curated record. Gene Ontology annotation, molecular function: ATP-dependent protein folding chaperone; ATP binding; ATP hydrolysis activity.